Gastrolobium bilobum is the source of this 1686-nucleotide messenger RNA. RefSeq lists its product as uncharacterized. The record is from RefSeq and is a predicted model, not a curated record. Bases 64 to 1686 code for a protein of 540 amino acids. Lineage: Eukaryota; Viridiplantae; Streptophyta; Magnoliopsida; Fabales; Fabaceae. The transcript has a single exon.
UUCAAACACGCGUGCAAGUUCUGCAGCAAGAGCUUCCCUUGUGGUAGAUCCUUGGGAGGUCACAUGAGGUCUCAUAUCACAAACUUGUCAACUGAUCAGACAGAGGAAAAGGAAAAGCUUGCAACAACGAGGAAGCUUCUUCCAUCUCUCAACAAUGGUGGAGGAGGAGGAGACACGGGUUCUGAAGCUGCAACUAACGCUGGCUAUGGUCUCAGAGAAAACCCAAAGAAGACAUGGAGAGUUGCAGAUUCAAGUGAAGACACUCUGGUCUCUGACAAAUUCUGCAAAGAGUGUGGCAAAGGGUUUCACUCUUGGAAAGCUUUGUUUGGUCACAUGAAAUGCCACUCUGACAAAGAAAGAGUUUCCAAUAGCUUUGAGGAUCAAGAUUCAUGGACUAAUAAUAAUAAUACUAAUAACAAUAAUGCUAGUGCUACUACACAGAAGCUGGUCAUGGAUAGCCAAUCUGAUAAUGAAGCCACUGCUCCAAAUCGAAGAACAAGAUCAAAGAGAAAAACAAGGUGCAUGGUUAGUACUGCUGCAACUUCUUCUGUGUCUUUUGCUUAUCCUUCUUCAUCUUCUCUUUCUGAGGUUGAACAAGAGCAAGAAGAGGUUGCUAUGAGCUUGAUGAUGCUUAGUAGGGAUGUUAGUCCUUGGAUUGGUCUUCAUUCUGUUGCUGAAUCCUCUGACAAUUACUCUGCUUACUUCGAAGCUCCAUCUUCAGUUCGAACUAAUCUGGUUAUUAAAUUUGAGAGCAACAAGAAGACUACACCUGCCCUUAAUGGUUCUGAGAUAGCAAAACAAAGUGAUAACAAGAAGUGGGAGUUUGGCAAAUCUGUUUCUGCAAAUCCCAACUACAAAGGGAAAGGUUCAGAGCUUUUGGCUACUGAGUUUUCUGAAAACAGAUUUAAGAUGAAUAAAAAGGCUAUUAAGCUUGAGCUUGAUUCUCCAUCUGCAUUGAAGGAUUCUGGAGGUGAACUUGGGAAGAACAGAGUUAAUGGAAUAGAAUCAGUUUCAUCAAAAUCCGCUACUAACAAGUACAAUUCAAUCAAGCCAAAGUUUUUUGGUUCCGAAUUGAAGUCAAAUUCCCUUAAGACUUCUGAAGGUGAAUUCAGCAAGAACUCUCAUAAGAGGGGUAAGUUCGAGUGUACUACUUGCAACAAAGUCUUCCACUCCUACCAAGCUCUUGGAGGUCAUAGAGCUAGUCACAAGAAGAUCAAAGGCUGUUUUGCUUCAAAAAAUGAGAGCAGUGAAAACAGCAUUGAAACUGACCUCUCUCCUGAAGCAGCAGCAACAACAACUGAAAGCAAGCUCAUGAAGAACAGUGACAGUGAAUAUAUGGUUGAACAUAAAUUGGCUGCUAGUUUUCAUAAUGAGGAAGAGAUAGUUAAAGAGUUCAAGAAGAGCAAAGUGCAUGAGUGUCCAAUUUGCCUUAAGGUUUUUCCAUCUGGUCAAGCCUUGGGUGGCCAUAAGAGAUCUCAUUUGGUUGGUGGGUCUGAGAGUAGAAACUUUCAAACAGUUGUAGUUCAGGAACCUGUCCCAGAAGUUAGGGACUUCCUUGAUCUUAAUCUUCCUGCUGCUACAGAAGAGGAAAGCAAUAGCCAUGCUGACUCUAACAGACCCUGGUGGGUAGUAGAAGACAACCACAAUCACAAACAGGAGGCACUGGUAGGCCUCAUGUCUAGCUAA